AUGGCAGCACAGUUACCAGGAAGAACAGACAAUGAUAUCAAGAACUACUGGAACACAAAGCUGAAGAAGAAGAUGAUGAACAACUUAAUCACCCUACCCAAACUUAGAAAACCUCUUCAACAUCUUCAAUGUUUCAGUUCUUCAACAAACUACAGCUACCCAUCACAAUCGAUUUUUCAAAAUAGUAAUAUCAAUGUUAAUGCUCCAUUAUCAUCAUCAAUAUCAUCGUCUCCAUCAUAUUUGUACAGUACAAAUACUUCUAGCUACCAUGAUCAAACCUUAUCUAUCCCAUCUAGCCCUAGAAUUAAUGCUACUAAUCGUCAACAUCCAGUUCUCCAAUCACAGAUCAUGGAUUUCUCGGUUUGGUUUCCACGGAGACUUACUAGCAGGAGGUAA
Lactuca virosa is the source of this 396-nucleotide messenger RNA. NCBI's taxonomy places the organism in Eukaryota, Viridiplantae, Streptophyta, Magnoliopsida, Asterales, Asteraceae. The record is from the annotation of a GenBank genome assembly.